This is a messenger RNA of Lytechinus variegatus (green sea urchin), 3991 nucleotides long. Its product is annotated as transcription factor BTF3 homolog 4-like. The record is from RefSeq and is a predicted model, not a curated record. Gene Ontology annotation, cellular component: cytosol; nascent polypeptide-associated complex. Lineage: Eukaryota; Metazoa; Echinodermata; Echinoidea; Temnopleuroida; Toxopneustidae.
UGAUUGGCAAAACUGUAAAACUCAAUUGACGAAAUAGAUAAAGUCUGAUGACGUCACAUUCUACCAUUUUAUAUUGGUGUAUGCAGCCUCGUGGUUUAUAGUAUACCGAUACAAGGAGUUGGCAAAUUUAGGAGCUUCAGUUCUUCACCACAUUUAGUCAAGAUGAAUGCUGAUAAGUUGUCAAAGCUCCAAAAGGAAGUCAGAAUAGGUGGCAAAGGUAGCGCUAGGAGAAAAAAGAAAGUCAUCCACAAAUCCACAACAACAGAUGACAAGAAAUUACAAGGAUCAUUAAAGAAAUUAGCUGUAAAUAAUAUACCCGGUAUUGAAGAGGUUAAUAUGAUCAAAGAUGACGGCACUGUGAUUCAUUUCAACAACCCAAAAGUACAGGCAUCAUUAGCAGCCAACACAUUUGCAAUCAGUGGGCAUGCAGAGAACAAGCAGCUUACAGAUAUGCUUCCUAGUAUCAUGAAUCAAUUGGGCAUGGAUGGUUCAAGUUUUGGAAAGCCUGGUGAUGGUAUGCCUAUUGAGACGGGUGGCAAGGCAGAUAAACCUGAUACUAUUGAUGAAGAAGAAGAGGACGUACCAGAAUUGGUUGGUGACUUUGAUGCGCCGUCCAAGCAGGAAUCUUAGAGAAGAGGGGCCUCUGAGGGACAGACUACUCUGGAGACCUGCUUUGUGUCAUGACAAGCCAAGUGUGGAGACAUUCUCAAGAAUUUUGAUCUAUUACCGGACUUUUUCCUGCUGCUGCUGCCCUCAGCUUAGGCCAGCUUGGACUUUUGUCAGCAAAAGAACUGGCAUUUGUUUUCAUCCUGCUUACCAAGAGGAGUUAUAUUCUAAGCUCUUCUUGACCCCUUUAUGUUCGGAGGGGAGAAGUACCUCAUCUUACUUUGGAAGACCUUUGUAGAACUCUUUAUAUCGUAUACACAGUAUAUUUUACUUUUUUAUAUGAAUAAGUUUUCAUGUUUUCUAAUCUUUCAAGCUCGUGAUUUUUUCACAGAGAGGUCAUGGAGUAUCAACAAAUUUCUGUAUAGUAACACAACAGAAAAAAAUUAAUGAAUUGCUAUUUUCGUGAUGUGGAAGAGGUUCAUCGUGGCGAUGGAUGAAGUUGAAGAAAUUAAUCGGUUGACUCACAGAGUAAAAAGAUGUUUAAACACUCGCAAAUGUUUGAUCCAUCGUGAGACAACAAACUAAUUUCUUCAACUUGAUGCUAUUUUCUUGUACAUCUUGGUGAAUUCCUUGGGUUAAAACUGAUUUCAUUCACUUGUUUCAUGCAGUUUGUAAUGAUGAGGCACCUUGUAUAUCAUGUUUGUUGUAUUAGAAGGAAAAUUCAUGCCGUUUGUCGAACCAAAACACAUACUAAACUGUUGAAUACAAUAAUGAGUGAAUGGUUUCGUUAGUAUCCACUAACCAGGCACUUGACCAAGAUGUAUGCAAUAGUGAGUUUAAAAUUUGAUUAUUGUAUGUCUUAACUGGUUUCAACUUGUUGCAACUGUUUCUGAUUGGUACCCUUGUCAAGUUGAUAUUUUUGUAUGGUAGCAAAUCGGAACCGAUCAUGACCACUUGAAACCAGUCAAGAUUUACGGUUAUCAAACUUGAUUUACUUUGUCACAUUGGAUUACAUGGUGUCUAAUGAUAAUUCCCAGCUUAAUUUACUGAUACGUACAAUAGUAUAAAAGAUGUGUAAUUUACAGCUUUUAGGUCAUGUCUUCAUAACUGGUUUACCAUGUUUUAUAUAGAAUAUUAUUUGCAAUAUCCGGUAGGUGUUCAAAACUGACUCUUACAAAUAAGUCACUGAAAAAUUCCAAUAGUGUCAUUGUAGGUUUUAGGGUUAUAUUCUUGAAUGUUGUUUGUAAAAUGACUUUCCUCUAUUGUGUGUUUUGUUUUGUGGUCGCUCGGUCGUGGAGUUUUCAUCCAGGGAAACUGACCUCCGGAGAGAGUCGAGGUAGACCGCUGAAAUCUGUCUGGGGUUUUUAAACAUCUUUUAACUUCGUUUUCCUACCUAGACAGCUAGCAAAUUUGCACUUUGUCGGAGGGACUGAUGCCCCAUAGGCUUAAUUUAUUAUUCCCCUAAAAACCGGGGUGCUGAUUCAAUUUUACUUUGAUUCUUACUUUGCUAUGAAAUUGCAUCAAGGUGAUGUUGAUUUCUAGUUCUUGAUUAUUUUCAAAACUUCAAUCAUUCAUAGACCUAUAUUUUUAAUGAAAAAUAUGUGAAGAGCAAAAAUCAAUGAAUCUGGGGCAUUGGUCCCCUUUACAGACAGCAGAAACUCUUUGUCAAUCUCUGUAGGGAUGUGUAGUGAAGCGAGGAUUAUAGUCCAAUGAAAUUGACGAAACGGAUCAAAGCUUUCGGUGUUACCAUGGGGGAGCCCUCCUCGGGUCCUGUUUCAUAAAACUUUUUAUAAUAACAAAUUUGGAAUAACAGUUAAAGCUAUUGAAAUCAUUCAAUCUGAUUGGCUGAUUGUAUAAAUUGUUCAUUUGUUAUUAUAACAAGUUUUCAUGAAACGGGACCCAUUUGCGAUAAUAUGAAAAUAUAUUAUUAAAUUUGUGUGAUGAUAAAAUUGUUAGAGAGUGCCUGUUCAUAAAAUUGGUAUGAAAUAUCUCUCAAGAAAGAGCAUGUAAGAUGUCUCUGAUAUUGCAAAAAUUUUGGUUCAAAUUAAAUGUCUGUAUUGAUAACAAUUCAACAUUUUGUCUUGAAUUUUGUAAGAAUUCAAGUUUAAAUUACCGCCCCCCCCCCCCAUUUUUUAAUUAAAUGUGAAUAAAGUACAGUGUUAGACCUUCAUGGAAUUAGGUUUAUACAGGCACUUUGCUUUUCAUUCAUAUUUUUUUCCUUAAGUUGAAAUGUUAAAAAGCAACAAGAUAGGGAAGGGCAAAUUGUUUUAUGAAAUCUAAAUUGAAUGUCCUUGUAUUUAAAAUUUUGUAGAAUCAAAUAGAAAGGCCGCUGUAUUUUAACUAUAUUUUGUAUUUGAGAAUACUUUAGUUUACUAGUUAUCGCUUGUUAUACUACUAUUUACAUGUAAUUGUCCAAAACAGUCUUAACUGAGAAUUAUUUCGAUUCUGAUUUUUGUUCCCACUUUGAUAUCCAUUUCUUUUGGGUGCUUUGUAAACAUCAUUAAUCUAAUGUAAAUAAAAAUCUUUUUUUUUAAUUUGAUAUUUAUUGCAUGUUAAGCUAUAAAUUUUCCUUCAAAAUUCUGAACAAUUCCCUCAGAACUUGUCUCAAAAGAGAUGUUCAGGAGAGUAAAAAAAAAGCUUAACUGCCCUUCUCUGACAUCACAGUGGCAUCGUUUUUUACAUGAGAAACACAAUUUGACUCUAAGUCUCUUUUUUUUAUAAAGAUUUUCCCUACAAUUUGAGACCACAGUCUGUCACCCUAGUAAUAUGCUUUACAGUGGUGCUAAAAAGUUAGUUAUCCCUCCAGAAAAUGAACAUAUUAAAUAGUGUUCAAAUUCUGUCAUCUUUAAGAUAUUGUGAAGUCAGGUGAUAAAAUAUUUAUUCAAUAUAGUUAGUUUCUCUGGGCUCAUCGGACAUUGUAGCAUUGUUUAUGUUAAACACUCGGCAUGAAGGAGUGCAUUUUCUAAUGGGGUUCACUAACUUUCUAGCAUCACUGUAGAUUAUGGAAAUUGUAUCAUUAAAUAUUGAAAUGAUAAUUUAUUACAAGAUCUGGGAACCUUUGAAGGGAAUUCUUGAAAUCAAGUAAAACAACUUAUCUACACAUUUUCUUCGUAAGUCUGGAGGUGUUUAUGUUUUCUAUACUUCCUAAUAGGGAUAUUUUGAAUACUAAAUGACUGAGAUUUAGGAUAAAUUUAUUUGGUAUUACAACCACCACACAAAAAAAUGUUAUAAAAAAUGCUUGUGGAUCUAAGAUUCAUGAUUAAUUCAUCAAAUUGUAUAAUAAACAUUUUCUAUAAACAUACAUGUACAUGUAACAUGCAGUUAAUUUUGGUGAGUAAACAGUACAAUAAAAAGUACAAAACUGUUGUACACUGUACAUUGUAAA